AUGGAAGCACAAGAGGCGCUUCAGAGGGAAUGUCGCUUUUUGGUCGAACCCGCUCGGAUAGGGUUAGCGCCUCGGAUACUUAGAAUAGCGAUAGUGCUAUGCAUCAUCAUUGCGAUCUUCUCCCAAGCGACAGACAGCGCUCAAACAAAGCGAAGAAUACGGCGGCCCACAAACCUCAAGGCGACCGUAGCGAAGCCAGAAGACAACCAGAUCCCCACGAAGAAGGCACAGGAUCGAUCGGAUCAGGCGCCCGCCUCGGCCACCAACCGGUUCCGGGUGCGCACGAAAACGCGCGGCACAUUAACGGCCGGUGCUGCCGGAACAGCGGUGUUGGCCGGUGCCGCCAGCUCCGCCCUCGUGUCGAAGAAGGCGCAGAUCGACAGUGAUGGCUACAAGAUCGUCUGCUACUACACCAACUGGUCGCAGUACCGUACGAAAAUCGGUAAGUUCGUCCCGGAGGACAUCCCGGCCGAUCUGUGCACGCACAUCAUAUUCGCCUUCGGGUGGCUGAAGAAGGGCAAGCUGAGCUCGUUCGAGAGCAACGACGAAACGAAGGACGGCAAGACCGGUCUGUACGAGCGCAUGAUGACGCUGAAGAAGGCGAACCCGAAGCUGAAGAUCCUGCUGGCGAUCGGUGGCUGGUCGUUCGGUACGCAAAAGUUCAAGGAGAUGUCCGCCACCCGGUACGCCCGCCAGACGUUCAUCUACUCGGCCAUCCCGUUCCUGCGGCAGCGCGGCUUCGACGGGCUCGACAUGGACUGGGAGUACCCGAAGGGUUCGGACGACAAGAAGAACUUCGUGCUGCUGCUGAAGGAGCUGAAGGAGGCGUUCGAUGCGGAAUCGCAGGAGAUCCGCCAGCCGAGGCUGCUGCUGACCGCGGCCGUCCCCGUUGGGCCGGAUAAUGUGCGCGGUGGAUACGAUGUCCCGGCCGUCGCCAGCUACCUCGACUUCAUCAACCUGAUGGCGUAUGAUUUCCACGGCAAGUGGGAGCGCGAGACGGGUCACAACGCUCCGCUGUACUCCCCAUCGUCCGACAGCGAGUGGCGCAAGCAGCUCUCGGUGGACUACGCCGCCAACUUGUGGGUGAAGCUCGGUGCCCCGAAGGAGAAGCUGAUCAUCGGUAUGCCCACGUACGGUCGCUCGUUCACACUCUCCAACACCGACCGGUACAAUGUGAACUCCCCGGCGAGCGGUGGUGGCAAGGCCGGCGAGUACACCAAAGAGUCCGGCUUCUUGGCGUACUACGAAAUCUGCGAAAUGCUCCUGAACGGUGCCGCGUAUAUCUGGGACGACGAGAUGAAGGUGCCGUACCUGGUCGACGGUGAUCAGUGGGUCGGAUUCGACGACGAGCGUGCCAUCCGCAACAAGAUGACCUGGAUCAAGACGAACGGAUUCGGUGGUGCGAUGGUGUGGACCGUGGACAUGGACGACUUCAGUGGUACGGUUUGUGGAGGUAACGUGAAGUACCCGCUGAUCGGAGCAAUGCGCGAGGAGCUGCGAGGAGUUAGCCGUGGUAAGGAAGCGAAGGACGUUGACUGGUCCACGGUGGCCGCCACCAUCCAGGAGAAGGAGGAAGAAAAACCAGCCCCGAUUAAGAUUUCUGUCUCGGAAUUGUUGGCCAAGGUUCAGAAACCUCAGAAGAAGAUCAUCAAGCAGGGAUUGGCUACAGUGGAAAAGAACUCACGACCAGCGCAAGUGUUCUGUUACUUGACGAGCUGGUCGGUGAAACGACCGGGUGCCGGCAAGUUCGAACCGAAGGACGUCGACGCCGGUCUCUGCACGCACAUCGUCUACGCCUUUGCAACGCUCAAGGACCACAAGCUGACCGAAGCGAACGAGAGUGACCCGGACAUGUACGACGAGGUGAUUGCACUGCGCGAGAAGAACCCCGACCUGCAGGUCCUGCUCGCCAUCGGCGGCUGGGCGUUCGGAUCGACCCCCUUCAAGGAGCUGACGUCGAACGUGUUCCGUAUGAACCAGUUCGUGUACGAAGCGAUCGAGUUCCUGCGGGAGUACCAGUUCAACGGGCUCGACGUCGACUGGGAGUAUCCGCGCGGAGCCGACGACCGUAAGGCGUACGUCGACCUGCUGCGCGAGCUGCGCGUCGCCUUCGAGGGUGAAGCGAAGACGUCCGGACAACCGCGCCUUCUGCUGACCGCUGCCGUGCCCGCUUCCUUCGAGGCCAUCGCGGCCGGCUAUGACGUGCCGGAGAUCUCCAAGUACCUCGACUUCAUCAACGUCAUGACGUACGACUUCCACGGGCAGUGGGAGCGCCAGGUUGGCCACAAUUCGCCGCUGUUCCCGCUCGACUCGGCCUCCAACUACCAGAAGAAACUGACCGUUGACUUCAGUGCGCGCGAGUGGGUGAAGCAGGGCGCACCCAAGGAGAAGCUGUUGAUCGGUAUGCCCACCUAUGGCCGCUCGUUCACGCUCGUCAACCAGACGCAGUUCGACAUUGGAGCGCCAGCGUCGGGAGGCGGUCUGCCGGGCAAGUUCACCAACGAGGCCGGAUUCCUCAGCUACUACGAGAUCUGUGCGUUCCUUGGCGUGGACAACACGACCCUCGUGUGGGACUCCGAGCAGCAGGUGCCGUUUGCUUACCGCAAGGAUCAAUGGGUUGGCUUCGACGAUGAACGAUCACUGAAGACGAAGAUGGAAUGGCUCAAGGAGGAAGGUUUCGGAGGAAUCAUGGUUUGGUCGAUCGAUAUGGACGACUUCUCGGGACGCUGCGGUAGCGGCAAGUACCCACUGCUGACCACACUCAACAGCGAGCUGAAGGACUACAAGGUGCAGCUGGAGUACGAUGGACCGUACGAGUCGUACGGACCACGGGGUGCCUACACCACCAAGGAUCCCAACGAGGUCACCUGCGCCGAAGAGGACGGCCACAUCAGCUACCAUCCGGAUAAGGCCGACUGUACGCACUACUUCAUGUGCGAGGGUGAGCGCAAGCACCACAUGCCAUGUCCCGCCAACCUGGUGUUCAACCCGAACGAGAACGUGUGCGAUUGGCCGGAGAACGUCGAAGGAUGCCAGCACCAUUCGCAGGCCGCAGCGUCCAAGUAA
Molecule: messenger RNA, 3066 nt
Organism: Anopheles coustani
Lineage: Eukaryota; Metazoa; Arthropoda; Insecta; Diptera; Culicidae
Gene: Cht7
Product: probable chitinase 10
Exons: 8
Coding region: 1-3066 (1021 amino acids)
Biological process (GO): carbohydrate metabolic process; chitin catabolic process
Cellular component (GO): extracellular region
Molecular function (GO): chitin binding; hydrolase activity, hydrolyzing O-glycosyl compounds
Source: RefSeq, a predicted model, not a curated record